Messenger RNA from Bicyclus anynana (squinting bush brown), 1675 nucleotides. RefSeq names its product actin-related protein 10 (gene Arp10). The record is from RefSeq and is a predicted model, not a curated record. Bases 249 to 1391 code for a protein of 380 amino acids. The transcript is spliced from 4 exons. Lineage: Eukaryota; Metazoa; Arthropoda; Insecta; Lepidoptera; Nymphalidae. Gene Ontology annotation, biological process: retrograde axonal transport of mitochondrion.
CAACUUUGACAACUUGAGUGUCAAUGACUAUUUUAGAUUUUGAUUUGAAAAUUGAAUUUUUAUGAGUAGUAAAAUUCAUACUCAAGACUCAGUAUUUUAAAAUUUUUAAAUAUCUAAAUAAAAGCAAGUUUCAUUUUUAUUUUCAUAUCAAAUUUACAGUAUUAAUAACAUCUAUAUUUUAUUUAAGAAACAUUGUCCCCUUCAAAAUUUAUUGGAAAAACGCUAUGUAGAGCAAAUAAAAGUAAAAGAUGGCACUUUACGAAGGAAUUGCUCUCAUUCAGGAGAAACAAGCCGUAGUGCUGGACCUGGGCACGGAUUACACCAAGUUUGGAUUCACGGGCGAGGCGGCUCCGCGCUGCAUCAUCCGCUCCCAGUACUGGUGCGCCAAGGAGCGCCGCUACAAGAGAGUGUACGACUAUGAUAACGUGGAGGAGCUGUACGACAACCUGGUGCACAUGCUGCAUCUGCUGUACUUCCGCCACGUGCUGGUGAACCCCAAGGAGCGCAAGGUGGUGGUGGUGGAGUCUCUGUUCACACCCACGCUGUUCCGGGAGACCCUCGCCAAGGUGCUCUUCCUGCACUAUGAGGUGUCGGGCGUGAUGUGGGCCGACAGCCCGCGCCUGUGCGCGCUGACGCUGGGCGCGCCGGUGGCGCUGGUGGUGUCGCUGGGCGCGCUGGAGGCGGAGGUGGUGGCCGUGGUGCACGGCUGCCCCGUGCUGCGCGCCAUGCAGAGCGCGCCGCUGGGUGCGCGCGCCGUCGCCCGCGAGCUGGCCGCGCGCCUCGACGCCGAGCACGGCGCGCCGCUCGCUCUGCCCGCGCACGUGCUGGAGGACAUCGCCGUGCGCGCCUGCUUCGUGCCCGGCCGAGCGCGCGCGCUGGCGCUGGCCGGCGGCGCGGCGCCCGCCGCCGGCGCGCAGUACUCGCGCGCCGACCGCACGCUGACGGUGAGCGGCGCGGCGCGCGAGCUGUCCGCGGAGCCGCUGUUCGCGCGCGACAACGAGAUGGCUUCGCUGCCCGACCUCGUGCUGCAGUGCAUCGUGCAGAGCCCCAUCGAUGCGCGCCGAGCGCUGGCGGAGAACAUCCUGGUGUGCGGCGGAGGCGCCGCCAUGCCGGGGCUGCGGGCGCGCCUCGCGCAGGAACUGCGCUACUUGGCCACCCUCGCCCCGUACGACGAGCGCGUGCGCGUCGAAGAGUUCAAGUUCCACUCGCCGCCGGCGCCGCUGAACGCGGUGGCGUGGGUGGGCGGCGCGCUGGCGGGCGCGGCGGACGGCGGCGCGCGCGCGCUGGCUCGCGACGCCUACCUGCGCGCGCCGCGGCUGCGCGACUGGCCCUGUCUGCUGCACACCACGCCGCCGGCGCACCACCACUGGCGCGACGCUCGCGACGCGUAGCACCGCCGCGGGCGCGAUACCCGCGACGGGUGGCAUCAUCGCUUGCGCGAUGCUCGCGACGCCUAGCUCCCGCGACGCGUAGCGCAGCUUGUGAGUGCCGCGGUCGGGACUCAAGUGCUGAGCCGGCUGGAGCACAUCAGGGAGCACCAAACAAUAUUUCAAAUAAUCUAGGGGAGUCAGUUCUUCCUCGCUACACUAAAUAAAAACCAAUAAUGGCUUUAACUUUCAGUUAAUAUAAUUGGAUAAGGAUGUAAGGUCUUAAAAUUAAACAUCGUUAUCGAUAA